Molecule: messenger RNA, 2419 nt
Organism: Cannabis sativa
Lineage: Eukaryota; Viridiplantae; Streptophyta; Magnoliopsida; Rosales; Cannabaceae
Product: probable LRR receptor-like serine/threonine-protein kinase At5g45780
Exons: 10
Coding region: 404-2269 (621 amino acids)
Biological process (GO): protein phosphorylation
Molecular function (GO): protein kinase activity; protein binding; ATP binding
Source: RefSeq, a predicted model, not a curated record
UUAUUCUAAUGUUGAUUGGUUGUGAAAAUGACAGCCGCUAGUCCUUACCACAUGUGAUCUGUAGUGACUAAACUCCAAGCCGACAAUCUCUGUCACUUCCCAAAUCUCGAUAUGUUUUCCUAAGUUUUACGGCUUUUAAACUGGUUUUCUUAUCUUUAUUCAUUUUUUUUUUCAUGUUUUGUUUUUGGUUUUCCAAUACAAACUGAGAAAAAGGGCAACCAUGAUAUCUCAGUUUUCUCUCAAAAAACAAGAGACUAUAACCUCAGCUUCAAUCAAAUCCUCACAUGGCUAAGUGCUAAAGCUAAUGUAAAAAGUUUCCCUUUUUCCUUUUACCUUUUUUCUUUUCUUUUCUGGGCUAUUUGUUUUCCCUCACUUCACUUAGCUCAGCUGGUCCUUUUCCAUAAUGAAAGCACUAAAGAUUUGCUUUUGGCUUUUCUACACUUUCCACUACACUCUGGUUUUGGUUAAAGCCUCUGAUAGUCUUCUUUCUCCAAAGGGUGUCAACUAUGAAGUGGCUGCAUUGAUGUCCAUGAAGAAAGAUAUGAAGGAUGAGCUUAAAGUAAUGGCUGGUUGGGAUAUAAACUCUGUUGACCCUUGUACAUGGAACAUGGUGGGUUGCUCUGUUGAGGGCUUUGUUAUUUCACUUGAAAUGACGACUAUGGGUUUAGCUGGAACGCUUUCUCCAAGCAUUGGAAAUUUAACUCACCUUCGGACAAUGCUGUUGCAGAACAAUCACUUGACUGGUUCUAUCCCAGCAGAAAUUGGGAAACUUUCACAGCUUCACACUCUUGACCUUUCGGGUAAUGAGCUCGAAGGAAAAAUCCCUAGCUCUUUGGGGUCCCUGUUUCACCUAAGUUACUUGCGGCUUAGCAGAAACAAGUUAGUUGGACCAAUUCCUAAACCCGUCGCAAGUUUGUCUGGUCUUUCUUUCUUGGAUUUAUCAUUCAAUAAUCUUAGUGGCCCAACUCCAAACAUACUUGCUCAAGCCUACAGUAUUACAGGAAACAACUUUUUGUGUAGUCCUUCAUCGGCGCAAAUUUGCAUGGGCAAUUCGAAACCUAUAAAUGACACCAGUUCACCAGCAAAAGUCACUGGUCACCACCGAUGGGUGCUUUCUGUCGCCAUUGGCAUUAGUUGCACAUUCGUCAUUUCUGUGAUGCUGAUUGUUUGCUGGGUGCAUUGGUAUCGAUCUCGUCUUUUCUCCACAUCUUAUGUGCAGCAAGAUUAUGAAUUUGACAUUAGUCAAUUGAAAAGAUUUGCAUUUCGUGAUCUGCAAAUUGCUACAAGUAAUUUCAGUCGCAAAAACAUUCUAGGCCAAGGUGGGUUUGGUGUUGUUUAUAGAGGAUGUCUUCCAAAUGGGACAAUGGUGGCUGUUAAGAGACUAAAAGAUCCAAACUACACUGGCGAAAUGCAGUUUCAGACUGAAGUUGAAAUGAUUGGCUUGGCUUUGCAUCGAAACCUCCUACGUCUGUACGGUUUCUGUAUGACAUCCAAUGAGAGGUUGCUUGUUUAUCCAUACAUGGUUAAUGGUAGUGUUGCCGAUCGCUUGAGAGAAACUUGUCGUGAAAAACCGUCACUUGACUGGAAUAGAAGGCUGCACAUUGGCCUUGGAACUGCUCGCGGGCUUCUUUACUUGCACGAGCAAUGCAAUCCCAAAAUUAUUCACAGGGAUGUGAAAGCUGCUAACAUUUUGCUUGAUGAGAGUUUUGAAGCCGUGGUUGGGGAUUUCGGUCUUGCUAAACUGUUAGAUAGGAGGGAUUCUCAUGUUACAACUGCAGUGCGGGGCACAGUGGGACACAUUGCACCCGAGUAUCUGUCAACGGGACAGUCUUCUGAAAAGACCGACGUUUUUGGAUUUGGCAUUCUACUUUUGGAACUCAUAACUGGGCAAAAGGCUUUAGAUGCAGGGAAUGGUCAAGUUCAAAAGGGAAUGAUUCUAGAAUGGGUAAAGACUUUGCAUCAAGAGAAAAAGCUAGAAGUAAUAGUGGACAAAGAUCUUAAAGGGUGUUUUGACCCGGAUGAUCUUGAAAUAUCAGUGGAGUUGGCUCUACAAUGCACUCAGUCUAAUCCCAACCUUCGUCCAAAGAUGUCGGAAAUCUUGAAAAUUUUAGAAGGUCUUGUUGAACCCUUGGCACCAGCUGAGGAAUCACAAGGCGGAACCAACCUCGGCGAGGCAAGGGCUUGUAGUAGUUUCUCUAGAAACUAUAGUGAAGUUCAUGAGGAAUCUUCUUUCAACAUUGAGGCCAUGGAACUUUCAGGGCCUCGGUAACGGCUAAUAGUUCUCUGUAUGAAUUUUGAAGAUUAAAUUUUUGCAUUUUUAGGAUUAGUUUGGUACAGUUUUUUGAAAAACUAAAAGUUACUUUCUCAAACAGUGAAAAUCAGUUUAUUGAAGAAUUUAUAGAGAAAUUAUAGCUAAAAA